Molecule: messenger RNA, 2190 nt
Organism: Arthroderma uncinatum
Lineage: Eukaryota; Fungi; Ascomycota; Eurotiomycetes; Onygenales; Arthrodermataceae
Product: mitochondrial outer membrane protein iml2
Exons: 6
Coding region: 1-2190 (729 amino acids)
Cellular component (GO): nucleus; cytosol; mitochondrial outer membrane
Source: RefSeq, a predicted model, not a curated record
AUGUUUCGCGUGGGAUCAUGGCUGUAUUCCAAGGCAGCUCCUUCAAACGCGUCGACCCAGUCUCUUGAUGCUGUUGUUGAGUCCCAGGAUCCUGCUGCGUAUAUUAUGGAUGAUGAUGUCGAUUCAGCUGAGAGGGACCUAGAAAAGGGCGAUUCAUCAUUUCACAAGCUAGGAAAAGGCAUUGUUACGUUUGUCCGAGCUACCUUGGGUUUAGAGCAGGAUAUUAUGCGCCAAGCUGCCACCAGGCUUGCAGAGGCAGAAACCAGUGCCUACAAUGACCAGUACAAGGCCCACCAUAAUGCAAAUGCUGUAAAUGCAUAUCAUUCUUCCAUUUACGCACCUGGAACGGAGUACUUGCUAUGUCAGUGUAUGGCUCAACUCAUGGCUGCCCUCGUGGGAGUUCUUAGCGAGAGCUUGUCAGAGAGCAUAAAGGCAUUCUAUAAACUGAGAAAGGCCUAUAUUGCGCUCGACAGCAUUGCCCAAAUGGAAGAAAAAUAUCUAAAGGAGAAUAACCUGAGCCUUGGAGUGGACUCACGCUUCGAUUCUGCGGAUAUAAUGCUCAAUACCAACUCCACAGAGGGCAGUGCCGUACCAAGCCAACCUACAAGAACUGCAGCCGAAGCUGUAAACCCAUCAUUACAAGGAGCCGAUUCUGCCAGCAAGGUCUCGCUUUCAAAGUCAAUGUCAACAACAAACCUGGAGGAUGUUACCAACGAAAGUACCCAAAGACGGCUCUCUCGACUUACCCUAGGAAGUGAAACCGAUGUGACCAAGGAAGGCGAAGGACCGCAAUCCAAUCUAAACACAAACGAGGACCCUGACCUCUUUUCCCACCCCGUCGACCACUUCAUUCACUCUGGAACCAGUCUUUGCUUCGGACUACUCCUACUGUUCAUUUCAAUGGUGCCUCCGGCUCUUAAUAGGAUACUCUACAUCAUCGGUUUCCGUGGUGACAGAUCUCGAGGGCUACGGCUGCUCUGGCAGGCAAGCCGGUCUCACACGCUAACCGGAGCAAUUGCUGCAUUGACCUUAUUAGCCUUCUACAACAGCUUUGUGCGUGCAGCGGAUAUUUUACCUGACCCAGUUGAGGGUAACGAGGAAGAUAUUGAAGGCUACCCAAUGCGUCGACUGGAGAACUUGCUGAUUGAUAUGAGAGCUCGAUUUCCUCACAGCCAACUCUGGGUCCUGGAAGAGUCAAGGAUGCGAGGAGCGAACAGGGAAGUGGAGGAGGCCAUGCGGCUGAUCCAUGGGGGUAAAAAGAGCCCCUUGAAGCAAGUACAAGCUCUGCAUGUGUUCGAGAGAAGUAUCGAUGCCAUGCAUUUGCAUGAAUACGAGCUCUGUUCACAGUCAUUUAUCGAGUGCUCUGAGCUUAACUCUUGGUCCCGUGCGUUGUAUUUCUACAUUGCAGCCGCUGCCCAGGUAGAGCUGUACCGCAGACACCUUAAAGAUUCACCGGAAACCGCUAAAAAGCAUGCUAAAAAGGCAGAGGAACUGUUCCGCAUGGCACCCUCUCAAGCAGGCAAGAAGAAGUUCCUUGCACGUCAGCUCCCAUUCGAUGUGUUCGUGACUCGCAAGAUUACCAAGUGGGACGCUCGCGCGAAAGAACGAAAUAUUCCUUUCAUCGACGCAAUCGGUGUAUCACCAAUUGAAGAAAUGAACUUCUUCUGGAAUGGACACAGCCGAAUGCCCGAUGACCAGCUGGAAGUUGCACUCCAGAAUCUCGCGUGGUCAGAGAGUAAUGAGACAUGGGCAUCUGAACCGCUCGACGAACAGGCCGUACUGGCUCUUCUUCGAGCCUCCCUAUUGCGCGCUCAACGAAAGCAUAGCGAAGCACGGGAUAUCCUAAAGUCCCAGAUCUUGUGCCAUGAUAGGACUCUCUUCAAGGGAUCGAAUCGGGAUGACUGGACGUGUCCAUCGGCGCAUUACGAGAUGGCUGCUAAUCUGUGGAUGGAGCGCCAUUGUUACCGACCUAUCGGCCGCGCCACUGCCGUCCCUGCAUCUGAGAAGAACCACCAGGUAAAGGAUGAGGCAACCCGCAUGGCAGAGGAUGAACAGAAAGUGCAGGAAUGCAAGGAAUGGCUGGAAAAGGUGUACAAGUGGGAGGCGUAUGAGCUGGAUGCUAGGAUUGGACUAAAGGUGACCACUGCGCAGGAAACAAUCACCAAAUGGGAAGAGGCACAUGCCAAAUAG